Molecule: messenger RNA, 540 nt
Organism: Mollisia scopiformis
Lineage: Eukaryota; Fungi; Ascomycota; Leotiomycetes; Helotiales; Mollisiaceae
Exons: 1
Coding region: 1-540 (179 amino acids)
Molecular function (GO): oxidoreductase activity, acting on paired donors, with incorporation or reduction of molecular oxygen; monooxygenase activity; heme binding
Source: RefSeq, a predicted model, not a curated record
AUGCCAAAUUCAUUUUUUACACAAUUGGGCGCCCUGGCCGUCAUUGGCUAUAUCGUCUUGCGAUAUUUAUCUCCUACUCGCCGCACUCUUUCCCUAGGCCCAAACCAGCUUUCAAUCCUAGCCAAUGUCAAGGACUUACCUCCACCCGACGUCCUAGAAUCCCAGCACUGGUUAAAGCACAAGGACUUACACGGACCCAUCAGCUCUGUCACCGUCCUAGGCAUGACACUCGUCCUCAUCCACGACAAAAAAGUAGCGCACGGCCUGCUGGAGGAGAAUGCGAGUGAGACGUCAGGACGACUUUCGAUGGUGUUUACGAAUCAGAUGUGUGGGUUCGAAUAUAUUGUUCUUUGUCAAGGGUAUAAUAGUACUUUUCGCCAUCAUCGCAAGUUGCUGCGAGAGUUUGGUAUUAAGGUAUCUGCUGCUCAAUUUCGGGAUAUCCAGGAAGUUGAAGUUAAUCGGCAGCUGGUUCACGCGCUGAAUGAACCGGGAAAGUUGUUAGAGCAUUAUAGGACCCAAGUUCGGAUUUUUGGAAAGUGA